UAACAUGGCGAGAGCUGUUCUGUUCCCUAUUCUCCUCCCUAGUCUGAGCGAAGGGAUUUGUAACUGAGGGCAUUUAAUGAAGAUCGAAGGCACUGCCAGCGAGGGGCAAACACACACAAACACACAGAGCAACAAAGUUAAAGGAAGGCAGUAAGCAGAGGAUUCCAUGAAUGUAUGUCACAAUGAUGAUGACAGACCAGAUUCCCUUGGAACUGCCACCUUUACUCAACGGAGAACUCCCCAUGAUGCCUCACUUGGUCAAUGGUGAUGGUUCACAACAGGUUAUUUUAGUUCAGGUUAAUCCGGGAGAAACCUUCACCAUAAGAGCAGAAGAUGGAUCUUUGCAGUGUAUCCAAGGCCCGGCAGAGGUUCCCAUGAUGUCCCCUAAUGGAUCCAUUCCCCCAAUUCACGUUCCACCAGGAUACAUCUCACAGGUGAUCGAGGAUAACACUGGGGUCCGCAGGGUUGUGGUCACUCCGCAGUCUCCAGAAUGCUUCCCGCCAAGCUACCCAUCAGCCAUCUCACCGACCCAUCACCUGCCUCCAUACAUCACCCACCACCCUCAUCUCAUCCCUCACUCACAUGCAGCCUAUUAUCCCCCAGUCACUGGGCCAGGAGACCUACCACCUCAGUUCUUCCAACACCACCUCCCACCAACAAUAUACGGGGAACAAGAAUUCAUACCUUUAUAUGGAAUGUCCAGUUAUAUAACGAGAGAAGACCAGUACAGCAAACAUGAUCGACUGCACAAAAAGCUCAAGAUUGACCGACAGAACCGAUUAAACAGCCCGCCCUCUACCAUCUACAAGAACCAUAUGAGCUCCUGUGCCACGAUAUACAAUGGCUAUGGGAAGGGAGCGUGUGUGGCGGGGGUGGGAGGGGGCGGAGGAACUGGCAUCAAGAAGUCAGAACGGAGAGCAAGGAGCAGCCCCAGGAUGAAUGAGCAGGACGUCCAAGAUUUCGAUUCAGAAACAAAAAGGGUCCAAGACAUGCUUUCUGGGAUGGGGAGGCCACAGGUGUCCAAUGUCCAGGCCAGGGCAGCUCUGCUCAGCUGGGCUCCUCCUGUAGGCCUGACAAAUGGGGACAAGCACACCAACAGCCUGCCUUACACCUGUAACUAUGAAGUAGCCUCUUCGGAUAAGGGAAAGGACGGGAAGUACAAGAUUAUUUAUAGUGGAGGAGAUUUAGAAUGCAGCCUGACUGAUUUACAACCAACAACAGACUAUCACAUCAGAGUUUCCACAAUCUACAAUUCAGUGAAAGGAUCAUAUUCGGAACCUGUCAGCUUCACCACUCAGAGCUGUGCCCCAGAUACUCCAUCCCCACCAAAACUCUCUCAUCGGACCAAAAGCACACUGACUGUACAAUGGAAGGCACCUGUCGAUAAUGGAUCAAAAAUUACCAGCUACCUGCUGGAGUGGGAUGAGGGGAAACGGAACAACAGAUUUCGGGAAUGUUACUUUGGUAGCCAGCGGCACUAUAAACUAACCAAACUCUUACCGGCCAUUGGUUACACCUUUCGGUUAGCAGCGUGCAAUGAUAUCGGUACCAGUGGUUUCAGCCAGGAAGUGGUCUGUUACACAACAGGGAACCUCCCACAGACGCCUGCAGCCCCUCGAUUGGUCCGUGCAGGAGUCACAUGGGUGGCGUUACAGUGGAACCGACCAGAUGGUUCAUCAGCAGAAGAACAGAUUACCUACACGCUGGAGAUGGAGGACGAGAGUUCGGUUGGUGGCUUUCAGUCGAUGUAUACGGGUGAGGAUACAACCAGCACUGUGAAGACUCUCACCAGAAGCACACAGUACAAGUUCAGGCUGAUAGCUUCCAACACAGAAGGCAGCAGCAGUCCCAGCGAAGUGCUUGUGUGUAUCACCAAUCCUGACCAACCGGGACCUCCAUCCACGCCUUACAUCAUUGGCCAGCCGCUAUCUCACAGCCUUCAUCUGAAGUGGGACCCCCCAGAAGACAAUGGUGGAUCAGAAAUUCUCAAGUAUCUGCUGGAGAUUUCUGAGGGGAGUUCUGAGGGAAGCCAAUGGGAGGUGGUGUACAGCGGAUCAGCCAAUGAGACCGUCUGCCAUGAGCUGAAGCCAGGCACUUUGUACAGGUUCAGGGUCUGCUGUAUCAGCACAGGGGGCCACAGUCAGUGCUCAGACAGUCUAUCCAUUCGCACGCAGAGUAUUGCACCCGGCCUGUGUCAACCACCAAGGCUUGUGGGGAAACCGAAACACAAAGAGUUCCAGAUACAAUGGGGACCUCCAGAUGGUGACUCGAUAGUAACAGAAUACACUUUGGAGAUGAGCCAAGGAGAAUUGGUUCCUUCGGAGGUUUACUGUGGUCCUGACCUGGAAUGUACUGUCAGUAGCCUUCUGCCUGGGACCACCUAUCAGUUCAGGGUGAGAGCUACCAAUGAAGCAGGGUAUGGCCCUUACUCUGCAGCAACAGAUCUCACAACAGCAACAGGACCACCAGUUCAGUGUAAAGCACCUUCACUUUCCUGCACAUCCACCACAAGUGUACUUGUGAGCUGGGAGGGCCCUGACAAUGAUGGUGCCGAUAUAUCAGAGUACAGACUGGAAUGGGGAGAAGAGGAGGAGUCCAUGGAACUAGUUUACUGUGGAAUGGAGACGGCUUUCGAGCUGGACAACCUGAAACCAGCUGCACGUUACUGCUGCCGAUUACAGGCUACUAACCAGGCAGGUGCGGGGCCUUACAGCAGUGUGAUCACCCACACAACCCCUGCCUCAGUCCCUGCUGCUGUCUCCACCCUCUACGUCUUGGAUGACCAACACCUGGACCCUUGUCUGACCUCGUCUUCCACCUGCCUCGCGGUCAAGUGGGCUGAACCUUGCAGUAACGGGUCUGAGAUCCUCUCAUACAGCAUAGACCUCGGAGAGAGCCAGCUAACUGUGGACAAUGUCACGGCCUAUGUCAUACGGGAUCUCCUGCCAGACACCUCCUACAGGAUCAGGAUUCAGGCGGUGAAUGGAAUCGGUGCUGGUCCCUUCAGCCACACAGUGAAAGCCAAGACAAGACCCCUGCCACCAGCUCCUCCAAGGCUAGAAUGUGCUGCCUCAGGCCCCCAGAGCCUUAAGCUGAAGUGGGGGGACAGCAGCAGUACCAAAGUACUAACCACCGAUAUAGAAACUAUCUACAUGCUACAGAUGGAGGAACGGAGUGGAAAGUUUAUUCCAAUCUAUAGAGGGCCAAGCCACACUUACAAGGUGCAGAGGCUAACGGAAUCCACGUAUUACAGCUUCCGAAUCCAGGCAGUCAGUGAUGCUGGUGAGGGGCCCUUCUCUGAGGUCCAUGUGUUCAGUACAAGCAAACUAGUCCCUCCUGCUGUCAAAGCUCCUCGGGUGACCCAAUUGGAAGGAACAGCCUGCGAGGUCACGUGGGAAGGACUCCCACCAAUGAGAGGCGACCCAAUGAGUUACAUUCUCCAGGUCACCGUGGGCAGGGAGUUGGAUUAUAAACAGGUGUACAAGGGAGAGGACACAACAUUCCAGAUCUCAGGCCUCCAGACAAACACAGACUACCGGUUCCGAGUCAGCGUCUGCCGCUGUUGCCAGGACAUGUCACAAGAGCUGACUGGACCCUUUAGCCCGUCUGCCAUUUUCACACUACGGAGAAAGGAGUCUCCUCCUGUCAGUGAACUGCGAACCACAGAAAUGGCCAAAAUGAGGAGCGUGAUGCCCAGCGACGAGCAAUUUGCUGCCCUCAUCCUGGCGGGAUUUGCCAGUUUAUCCAUCUUUAUUGCCUUUGUUUUACAAUAUUUCAUCAUGAAGUAACAGAGGACGAAGAAAGCAAAAAAAAACGUUACGCAUAUAACUCUUGAGGUAUAAACUUAGCCACGUACUAGUGCCAGCAAAACUCAUUUAAAUAUUCCUGUCGAACUUC
Molecule: messenger RNA, 3897 nt
Organism: Carcharodon carcharias (great white shark)
Lineage: Eukaryota; Metazoa; Chordata; Chondrichthyes; Lamniformes; Lamnidae
Gene: fndc3ba
Product: fibronectin type III domain containing 3Ba
Exons: 26
Coding region: 171-3788 (1205 amino acids)
Molecular function (GO): protein binding
Source: RefSeq, a predicted model, not a curated record